AUGGCGCAAGCCACAAGUCAUACGAAGGCAGUUGUCGCACCCUUUUCCAUAGCGCUCGUUCCUCCGCAUGCCGGGGCGGUAGCGGCGGCGCCAAAUGCGGCGCCAUUCGCGGGAGAUAUCGAGACGCCGUUAAUCGAGCCAUCGGGCUCUCUGGGCGCUAGUGUGCCCGCUGGCACGCGCGUGGUGCGCCCAUGGGGAAGGGG
Closterium sp. Yama58-4 is the source of this 203-nucleotide messenger RNA. The record is from the annotation of a GenBank genome assembly. NCBI's taxonomy places the organism in Eukaryota, Viridiplantae, Streptophyta, Zygnematophyceae, Desmidiales, Closteriaceae.